Exophiala aquamarina CBS 119918 is the source of this 1071-nucleotide messenger RNA. RefSeq lists its product as uncharacterized. Lineage: Eukaryota; Fungi; Ascomycota; Eurotiomycetes; Chaetothyriales; Herpotrichiellaceae. The coding region runs from base 1 to 1071 and encodes 356 amino acids. The transcript has a single exon. The record is from RefSeq and is a predicted model, not a curated record.
AUGUUAUAUGUGCAGUAUUCCUCCAGGAACGGGCGUUUGGAGAAGCUAAUUGCAAUUCCAUCUGCAACAUCAGCUCGAGAGUCAGGAUUUCUGCGGGCCUAUCCUCCUUCAUUAGCAGCAUUUUCCAUCUCAGUCUCUGAAUUCCUCCACUUCAUCGACACCAUAAAUCACGUGAGUGCAAAGUCGCCACCGCUGCAAGUUCUGUCGCUCGCUGGGAACAUUGUCGGCCUGGUCCCGCUGGCAACGACACAGAUGGUGGGAACGGCAAUCAACCUCGGAGCAGAGGUCGGGGCUGCGGCUGUAACAUACGGUAGAAGCGAGAUGGAGUUGCGAAAAGCGAACAAGGAGCUCUUCGGCCCGCGAGGAUUGAAGGUAGAGGUUGCGAAACUCGAUGCCGUGGCGCGAUUGACGGGGAUGCCCAUCCUAAACUCCAACGGUAGAUUCAACAAGAACAUAGCGCUACUCAAACCUCUCGACGAAUCGGAUAUGGACAUCAGCAUGGACAGCCGCCGGCUCGAGGCCCUGGGUCCAUGGAUCGCGCCUCUUGAAAUACAACGGGGCCGCCCACCAAUGCCUGCCUCUGCUUCACAAACCGAGAGCAAGUUUGGUCAGUUCCAAGCCAGGCUCGAUGAGAAAGGCAAGGCCAGAAGAGAAAAGAAAGCCGUCGCAAAACGGCACGAGUUGCAGCAAGACUACGACAAGGACUACAAGGAGAUCCAAUCCAAACUCGAGCAAGAUCUAAGUAAGCGGGAAGAAGAGCUAGCCAAGGAUUUGAAAGAAAUACAGAAAGACAUGGACAAAGCGAAACGAAAGAAAAAGCCAGACCGACAAAAUGAGGAGAUGGAAAAGUUGGAGAGGAAGAUGGCGAAGGCUGUCGAAGAGAGCGAGAAUAAAGUGGCCAAGAUAACGAGGGAGUACGAGAAGGACCUGGGGAAGCUGGAGAUGGACAAACUCAAGGGUGACAAAGAGGAGAAAAGGAUGCGGGAGAUAUUGUGGUUGGUGGUUCGCGAGAUCGAUGGCCAGGACGAGACUCCACUAGGGGCGCUUUGGCGACAGGCGAGGGAGGAGUGA